AUGGCCGAAGUCAGCACGCCAACAUACCGCAUCCGCUACGCGACCGCAGGCGACGUGCCCUCGAUCCUCGCGCUCAUCAACGAACUCGCAGACUACGAGCACGCCUUGGACUCAGUGCACGCAACAGUGGAAUCGCUCACGAACACGCUCAGCUUCCCGGACGCCAACAGCCCCACAGGCUUCACGCCCGGCUACGCGAAGACGCUCUUACUCACGCUCGGUUCGACGGCGUCCUCGGAAGAUGUGGCCGGGAUGGCGCUGUUCUUCCACAACUACAGCACCUGGAACGCAGCCCCGGGGAUCUACCUGGAGGACCUGUUCGUGCGGCCUGCGCACCGCGGUGCGGGCUUCGGCACGGCCCUGAUCCAGGCGCUUGCGCGCGAGUGUGUACGGCUGGGCUGCCAAAGGCUGGAGUGGGCGGUGCUGAAGUGGAAUGAGCCCAGUAUUAAGUUCUAUCAGGGCCCUAGUGUCGGCGCGACUAGGAUGGAGGAGUGGGUUGGCAUGAGGGUCGAUGGUGAGCGGCUGGGGGCGUUGGCGGCGGGGAAGGGGGUUUGA
Messenger RNA from Exophiala aquamarina CBS 119918, 555 nucleotides. RefSeq names its product acetyltransferase. The transcript has a single exon. NCBI's taxonomy places the organism in Eukaryota, Fungi, Ascomycota, Eurotiomycetes, Chaetothyriales, Herpotrichiellaceae. Gene Ontology annotation, biological process: protein acetylation. Gene Ontology annotation, molecular function: N-acetyltransferase activity. Bases 1 to 555 code for a protein of 184 amino acids. The record is from RefSeq and is a predicted model, not a curated record.